CUUUGAGUUUUAUACGUUCCAGUAAGUAUUAUGGAUUUAAUUAUGCCUUUAGCAACAUCUCUCUUGUUGUCUCUGACACUGCUCCAACACUUAUUAGGACUUCGGAAAUUCCAUUUGCUUAUUUCCAUAUGAUUUGAUGACGAUUUUGUUUCAGCUAUCUCAGACCAUUUUGUUUUCCAUGUUGAAUCUAUCAUAUCAUGGGUCAAUCUUUUCCAGUUUUUGUUUGGAUUUAAGACUAUCUCAUGCGGAGAGGGCAAUCCAUAUGACUUGAGAAUAUGAUCCACUUUGAACCAGUCGGGACUUUUUAUUUCCGGUUAAAUUUGUUUACAUUGCCAACUCUUCGCUUGAUUUGACGUAUGGCUAUUUUGUAAAUACCGAUAUCCUGGACAGCAAAUGGCUUGUUGCGGCCCAAAUGCGAUACGAAUUAAAAAGCCAACUGAACCUGUGGUAAAGACAGGCUAUCUGAAGAUUUACGAAAAGGGGUGCAUUUGCAAAGGUUGGAAGUCUCGAUAUUUUGUAUUGUAUCAAGACAGCAGUCUAAUAUGGUACCCCGACGACAGCAGUUACCAGCACAGUGGUGGUGUUAAACUGAAGAUGGUAGCAAACUAUAUGGCAGUAGGACCAAUGUGCCUUCAUAUAACUGGGAGACCAGAGCUUCCCAAAGGCAGAUUGGCAAUCCAUAUGAUGGGUAUACCUAAUAUUUUCAAGAAAGGAACGAAAAAACUAAAUAUUGUCAUGAACUGGAUAUUAUUUGAUGGAGGAGAUGAUGAAAUGAAGUCUUGGCUCGAUGUUAUAAAACCAACACUACCUCCACCUCCGACAAGACCAAAACGACCGCCUCAUUCUCACCAUGCAAAGCAGAAGGGUCACUCAAAAAAGAAUGGUCAUCCACGAAAAAAUGGACAACCACCACCAUAUCGAUUCAAUUCUAACGUUGUGAAUCCUGCUAAAACCAAUCCUGCUUACCCACCAACAAAUAAUGGCUAUCCACCAAACCGGCAAACAAGACAGAAAGGAAUAAUUUUAAGAGGUGCACUAGGCAAUGGUCUCAGUAAAUACGGUCCAGGCUAUGGAUGGGGAUAUGGUUGGGGCUGGGGACCACAUCCUUAUGGUGGAUACUGGGGAAGUUGGAGCAGUUUUGGAAGUCAUGGAGGUGACAUGAACAUAGACAAUAAUUACUAUGACUGUGAUCAUGACAAUGAAGAUUACGGAUAUGAUGACAAUGAUGUUGGAGAUUUUGAAGAAGAGAGAAUGGGGAUGGUGGAGACUUUGGUUGGGGCGGUGAUGAUGGGGACUAUGGGUGGUGGAGGAUAUGGAGGUGAUGAUGGGGGCAAUGAAGGUGAUGGGAGCAAUGAAGGUGAUGGGGGCAAUGAAGGUGACGGGGGUGGUUAUUUUGGUGGGGAUGGUGGCGGUGGUGAUGGUGGUGAUGGCGGUGGAUGUGGAGGGGGAUGCGGAGGUUGUGGAGGAUAGAUGUUCCCUCUGUUGUGCAAAGCAUUUGAAGGAUUUUAUUUUGUAUUUUUUUUAAGAUAUUGUAACAAUUUUAAACAUAGUACUAUAUACAUAAAUGUACUUAGAUUAAAUGUAGAAUGGCACACAUUUAUUGGUUUUUCGUGAUUUUGUCUUUUGUAUGUCUUUCAAACAACAAAAGGCAACAGGUCUGCCUAAUGUAAGAUUUUUUUGUGCCUUUUUGUAAUGAAUCAACGACAGAAAUAAGUCUAUGUGGAUAUUUUGGGCAUAAACUUGAAAUACACACGUCAUGAAUUCACAAAAACGAGCUUUUCGUUUUUAUAUUAUUUUAUUGUGAUAUAAAUGAAAACAGGCUUUUCACUCAGGUUUUAAAUAAGUCGCUAAAAGCUUAAAAUGAAACUUUCUAUUUAGUAUGACAUUAAGAUUCUAAAACUUGCUUAAAUAUCAACUUUAAGACUGUCUCAUUUCCGCUUAUUGUCUACGAGACAAACCGCUUAUUGUCUACGAGACAAACCGCUUAUUGUCUACGAGACAAAUCGCUUAUUGUCUACGAGACAAACCGCUUAUUGUCUACGAGACAAACAUAAUCUAUACAGUUUUAAUAUGUUCCAUUUUGAGGUUUAUAAAUGUACUGUUUAACUUAAAUAUAUUUUUUAGUAUGUUCCAUCUUGAGGUUUAUAAAUGUACUGUUUAACUGAAAUAUAUUUUUAUCUCAAAUAUUUUUAUUGGUUUUUCAAUGUUAUAUGCUAGACAAUAUCGUGUGUUUCUUCUAUUUCAUUUGGGGAAAUGUCUGCCAUUACAGUUGUUAUAUAAGUAAUGAAAUCCGUCUCUAAUUUAGUUACAUUUAUAUUUUAUAUCAACUAACACUUUACAUUGAUCAACGUUGAUGUAGAAUAGUAUUUAUUAUUUUCUGAUGUUUUUUGUGGUACCUAUAAUGAACAGAGUGAAAUAUGCCAUGGAUAUUAUUUAAGAUUGUUUGCUCAAGUAAAUACUUGGUUUUUAAUGUAUAUCGGGGGUUUUAAUUUAAUUUUGGUUGUGUUUAUUCAAAUUUAAUUUUUGCUGUUUUAUUUUGUUUUUAAAUUUUUUUAGUGUUGCAUUUAUAACUAGAAUGAGCAGAAUGGCUAAAAAUGAAAACAAACUUAGUAGUUCUAUGUAUAAGCUUAUUUUCAAAUUACAUGAUGAUGGUAUUUGUGAAUUUAAAUGGGUGUCAUUUGUAAAAUCUAUAUUUGACAACUCAGGAAUAGGUUAUAUGUUUUUCAACCAAUACAUUGAUUAUUCAACUAUCAAACCCGUUAUAAAACAGAUUUUUCAAGAUCAGUUUCUUCAAAAGUGGUUCAGUAAUAUCGAUAACUCGUCUCGUGGCGAAUGUUAUAAGUUAUUUAAAUCUCAGUUUGGCCUGGAAAAUUAUCUAUUACGUCUUCCAGAGGAUAAAAGAAUCUGGAUUUGAUAACUGAGAACAUGUAACCUAAACAUUCCUAUGGAAACUGGCAGAUGGUACAGCAUCGCUAGAACAGAUCGCAUAUGUACCUUAUGUAAUGAAUCAUGUAUUGGUGAUGAAUAUCAUUAUUUAUAUGUAUGUAAUAAUAGUACUAUUACUGAACUUCGGAAGAAAUAUGUACCGAAAUAUUAUACAACACUAGAACACACCCGUGAUAUCGCGGGUCCGUGACUGAAUUAAUGUAUAUAACUAAGCGUAUGCCUUAUUUUAGUAUUGGUAUAAAAGACGCACAGUUU
Mytilus trossulus (common blue mussel) is the source of this 3201-nucleotide messenger RNA. RefSeq names its product dermokine-like. Gene Ontology annotation, biological process: regulation of cell differentiation. The transcript has 9 exons. Bases 394 to 1470 code for a protein of 358 amino acids. The record is from RefSeq and is a predicted model, not a curated record. NCBI's taxonomy places the organism in Eukaryota, Metazoa, Mollusca, Bivalvia, Mytilida, Mytilidae. Gene Ontology annotation, cellular component: membrane.